Molecule: messenger RNA, 1136 nt
Organism: Seminavis robusta
Lineage: Eukaryota; Bacillariophyta; Bacillariophyceae; Naviculales; Naviculaceae
Source: the annotation of a GenBank genome assembly
CAUUUGAAAAAAUGAAGCCAACGCCUUUUUUGUCUUCAUCAUGUGCUAGCUAGAAAUGGUAAACAUCUCCAAAUUAUGAAAUACUGGAAGCAAGGCCUGGUCCAUCCCUCAUACAUAGUCAAUUGCUCUGCUUAGUUUCGAUUCGAUCCAUAAAAAUUCCCAUUCUGUGCACCUCCCAUACCAACAACACGCAACGAUGAUUACCCGACUGUUCCUGCCAACUGCCGCCGUCCUCCUUUCAAGCGUUUCUUCUGUUACUGCGGCCUCUAGUUCAGGAGUUAACCUUUGCGCAGCAUAUGACAUCGUUGUCCCUAUGAUCACAGAUGGCGAAGAGGCUUGCAAGUGCGCUGGCCGAACGAUUGUUUGCGACUUUGAGGACAUUUGCGAAGGGACCGAUUGUGCUGAUCUCGGCAUGACAAUCGACUUUAGUGAUUCUGGAGAAGAGACAAUCUUUUAUGAUGUUACAUACGGUGCAGAUGUUGCUGCUGGCACCUCGGCUACUGUUCGCUUGCAUGUUGCGUCAAAAGUGGAAGCUGGUAUUGAAGAGUGCGAGGCCACUUUGGGAAACCCCGAUGAAACAACUUCCAACUGUAUGUGCACUCCGUGCGAAGGCGGCAGUGGCGUUGUCAUCAGUUGCAAUGGUGGAAGUGUCUCGACAAACGGUUGUUUCAAAGUGGACGUUUCAAAAUUUGAACGCUUUGUGCCGUUCUUGGGUGGCGAUGGUGGCACCAUUAUUGCAAGAGCAACGGAACUUCAACAAGAGGGGGCGGCCAGUGCUGCCGUCACCAGCAGCGCAGCAGGGACUACCGCUCUUCUUGCAGCAACAGCAGCCGCAAUGGUCCUGUAAAAAGCAAGUUUCCUUCAUUGCAAUGGACUGCAUCAUUCAAAGCACAAAUUACUGGAAUCUUCAUUGACACUGGCCUCGGGGUCUUCGGGCUUCUGUCAACCACUCUUGCUGUUGUUGUUGCCACUUGGUUUUGUUUCCCGCAAUUCAGAAAAGGACGGAGCGGAAAUAGUGCCUUUUGUAUGUACUUACCACUAGAGACUGCACCUUGAAUAGAAGAUCUAAACACUGUAAAGCGAAUUAGCCAAUAUCGAUGGAACGAUAACGAUACAGCUUGGAACUUGUCCCUACU